Messenger RNA from Gongylonema pulchrum, 474 nucleotides. The record is from the annotation of a GenBank genome assembly. Lineage: Eukaryota; Metazoa; Nematoda; Chromadorea; Rhabditida; Gongylonematidae.
AUGGUACAUUGUAUUGGCUUCAGCGCUGUUUCGAGUUACUGGAACACAUAUUGUGAUAUAUCGGCACAAACUACUGAAGCUGAUGAGGAUGAUCCUGCCGUUGUCAUGCCGUACUGCAUGCGAGAAGAAAGCGAUGCAAGUGGCCGAGACAAAAUUGUUCACUUAAAAGCCGACAUCAAUCGAAUGUCGUUGGAUGGAGCUCGUAUUGACUUUGAAACUGCUAGAUUUUCGUUCACUAAUCAAGAAGCAGCUGCCUGUAGCAUUCGCAGCGAAUUCAUUUCUCAAACUUCCCGCGCUCAUUUACUGGUCCUUCUAACAUGCAGCGCUCUGGAGUGCCUGUUUAAUGGGCUGACGAGCAUUUACACGGAUAUAAGCGAUCAAAUGCGGGAAAAGCUCGAUCGGCCUUUUGAAACUUAUAUUCCUAUAAGGGUUAGAUAUUCCCAAUUUUGCAGUUCACAUAUUUUUCAGUGUUAA